Morchella sextelata is the source of this 753-nucleotide messenger RNA. RefSeq lists its product as uncharacterized. Bases 1 to 753 code for a protein of 250 amino acids. The record is from RefSeq and is a predicted model, not a curated record. The transcript has 10 exons. Lineage: Eukaryota; Fungi; Ascomycota; Pezizomycetes; Pezizales; Morchellaceae.
AUGUUGAGUACCUCGGGCACCAGAACCUAUGCCACAGCCGCAAAAUGGGAUAACCCAUGGCAACUAGGUCGAUUGGUCAGUAGGGCGGCAGCGGCAGCGGGGACCAGUCGACUGCCUACGAUAAAGCGACCGGCCGAUAAGUUUGCCUUAACCUGUCUCGGAGUAAGUAAGGCCGGUCCGAGUGUGAGAGACAUCUUCCUACAUCGGGCGAUGGAGAGCGGCACUCUAACUUUAGGGCCUGAACGCGCAGCCUGCGGAUGCGAAAUCCUAGAGACCGUGAAAAGAUCAGAAAGAAGAAGUGCAGUGGGGGAGAAAAUUUUCCCUUCUUUUUCUACACUUUUGGAGUUCGGCACUUUUAACUAUACCGAUCUCGAAUACCCUCGCGAGAGAUCAAAGAGGGGAAAGGCGCAAAAAAGGUUGGGCACUUCGGACCAAUCGCUUGUGGUCCUGGUUAGUGGGAGAGGCUGCCAGAGGCAUUCUCGGUCGGUAACAGGGAACUUCGGAAGAUACCUAGAAUACCUACCACUCUACUAUUCAGAGUACUCCCAUGCUCCGCCGCCAUCAUUCUCCAUGAGCAAUGCCAGUACUCAAUGUGUAACUCUACUCUGCCUAGAGCAGUCAAGACAAGAAUGGGGAAAAAGCAAAUACGAGACGCGAGAGCGAGGCGACUUUUUUGGAUCAUCCCCAGACGAGCGCGUCCAUUCGGAUCACAGAAGGAAAGGUUGGUGUUUUAUGCUAUCCUUAGUUCCCUAG